GCGGCGCGGCGUAACAGUAAUUGCACGCGGCUAUUAUCUGGGCGGCGCUCGCCGCGCAUGGCGGCCGGUGUGAGCGGGAUGCACUCGAUAAUACGUAAAACAAAACGAGGGAGUAAUAAUGGUAAAAAACGAGCAGCACGCAAAUUAUAGUGAGAAAUGAGGCAGCCGGUAGCGGUGGGGGCUCGCGUGGUGCGGUGGGGGCCGUCGCGCGGCAGUCGUGGUCGUUCGGCGCACGCAGACCGCCCGCGCCGCCAGCGCCCAGCGCCGCCUGCGCCGCCUGACGCCGUCCUUCGCGAGUGUUGUGAGUGUGUGACAUGCGCCACAGUCGCCACAGGCAGCGCCAUGAGCGGCAAGGGCUCCUCCUCACCGGACCUGCUCAUGAAUGUUAGUAUCGACUCUGUGUCCGCGGAUCACAAGGACAUGAAGAUUUUAGAACAUCCGAGCUUACGCGGCACGCCGUUGGCUAUGUUGGCGGCCCAGUGCAACAAGCUAUCGAGUAAAUCUCCGCCGCCACUCGCCGACGCUGCCGUCGGUAAAGGGUUUCACCCUUGGAAGAAAAGCCCCGGCGCCCACUCGCCGCCGGGAGCCGGCGUCACGCCGCGCUCACAGGCUCCCACCUGCACCCCCUACGCCCGAGCACCCACGUCAUGCGCCGCUGCACCGUCUUACGGCAACGAUCUCUAUUUCCCUUCUUCUGGUGAUCAACUACUCGGCAAAAGUGAAUCAAGUGCAAGUUUAGGUUCUAUGUAUUCCCGGCACCCUUACGAGUCAUGGCCUUUCAAUGUUGGAGGCGGUGGCGGCAGUGGUGCACUCAAAGCUGCAGAAAUGAGCGGCGUCAGCGCCGUCGGCAGCACAUGGUGGGACGUACACAGCGGAUGGCUCGACGUGGGAGGACAAAUGGCCAAUUACGCUGGUCAAGACUACUCGCAGCUUACACAUUCACUUUCUGGUGGCGCUCAUUUACUGCCACCUGCACCGCACCUUCUACAAGAUGCAUACAAAUCAGUGCUGCCUACGCAAGGCUCAUUUGGUUUGCAUGCGCCCGGUUCACCGGCACCUCCAGCGCAGGCGCCGUCACCUAGGUCACAACGUCGCUAUGCCGGACGAGCAACUUGCGACUGCCCUAACUGUCAAGAAGCAGAAAGGCUCGGCCCAGCCGGCGCUCACCUUCGGAAGAAAAAUAUACACAGUUGUCACAUACCUGGCUGCGGGAAAGUUUACGGGAAAACGUCCCACCUGAAGGCUCAUCUACGAUGGCACACGGGAGAGCGCCCUUUUGUAUGCAAUUGGCUGUUUUGCGGCAAGAGAUUUACCCGCUCCGACGAGUUGCAGCGACAUCUCCGCACCCAUACAGGGGAAAAAAGAUUCGCAUGUCCCGUGUGCAAUAAAAGGUUCAUGCGAUCUGACCACCUAGCCAAGCACGUGAAGACACACAAUGGCGGCAAGAAAGGCAGUUCAGAGUCAUGCUCAGACUCUGAGGAGAACAGCCAGGGUGAGGGCGGCGGCGGCGGACGGUCGCCGGAGCACCCGCUGGACGUGAAGCCGAGCGCGCUGGUGUGACGGGGGCGCGCGGCGCUUGCUGUGCCGCACUACGCCUCGUCGCUCCUGUGAUACUGCCUCCGCCGCGCCGAGACGCCGCCGCCGCCACCGCCACUCACUGUACAUACUACAUAUCAAACCUAAUGUAUAAAAGAUAAACUAUCUGGACUUGUAAUUUUAAACGUUACGGUGCGUGUCGCAACCGUGUGUAUGUUAUUGUUGUGAGACUUAAAAGUGUUGUACAGUAUAGAUAUUAUUAAAAAUAAUUAUCUCAUAUUGUAGCCAGAGAUAGUAUGGUUAAUUAAAUAGGAUAAGUAGUGUCACUAUUUUAGUCCAAAAUUGCAGUUUUAUUUAUUUGUAACGAUACCUCAAAAUGAAAAGCAAAUACUUUUAUUUUUAUUUAUCACGAAGAUUUUAAAAUGCAAUCCAUUCAUAAAUAUUAUAAAUAUGUCCUGCAGCAUUGUGUUAACAAAUAUAGAAAGAUAUAGAGUCGAGCAUGUAAUAAAAUAAAAUAUUAAAUGUACAUAAACUUGAAUCCUGAAGUACUAAUAGGAUAAAGAUACGGAAGAUAUGUUUCCAAACUUAACAAUUUAUGUAUUAUAUUAAUCAUUCUGUUAUCGCACAUUUCUUAACAUAAUGCUGACUACUAGAAGUACCAACGAAUCCAAAAUGUAAUAAGAUGUAAAAACAUUACUCAUAAUAAAUUGCUAAUAAAUAUGUGUUAACAGCCGAUGUCGUUUAUGCUACGACAAUCUAGCUUGGAAAAUAAUUGUAAAAUUUAUUAUAAUUAAUAAACUACGUAUGUAUGUAUAUUGUACAAAUUUGUGCGAAUUAAAAAAUGCCUGAUAUUGAUUUUAUAAAAAUUGAAUAUAUUUUUCCGAGUGGA
Messenger RNA from Manduca sexta (tobacco hornworm), 2425 nucleotides. It is a transcript of the gene Sp1, whose product is annotated as transcription factor Sp9. Gene Ontology annotation, molecular function: RNA polymerase II cis-regulatory region sequence-specific DNA binding; DNA-binding transcription factor activity, RNA polymerase II-specific. The transcript is spliced from 3 exons. The record is from RefSeq and is a predicted model, not a curated record. Bases 157 to 1560 code for a protein of 467 amino acids. NCBI's taxonomy places the organism in Eukaryota, Metazoa, Arthropoda, Insecta, Lepidoptera, Sphingidae. Gene Ontology annotation, biological process: regulation of transcription by RNA polymerase II.